Messenger RNA from Pyrenophora tritici-repentis Pt-1C-BFP, 171 nucleotides. Lineage: Eukaryota; Fungi; Ascomycota; Dothideomycetes; Pleosporales; Pleosporaceae. The record is from RefSeq and is a predicted model, not a curated record.
AUGGUUGCUCUGGUCUCCAAGCACACACUGGCUCAUCCGGAAGAGCAAGUCGUUCGUGCCAACAUCAUCUCCGCCAACGAAAUGGACUGGCGAACACGGCGGCUGUUGACCCAUCCCUCUGCCCCUGCUCGCACCAGUUACAACUAUUCUCUCAAGAUCUUUGAGUUCUGA